CGGGGCACUAUGCUCCAACGACCAUCUCACCAACAACCUGUGUCGAAUACACGUCCUACCUUCAAAAUAAACGCCUUCGACGACUCAUCGUUAUCAAUUGCUUCGGUAGCUCCGAGUCCUUUACUCUACUUGCCCGAGCACUCCAGAGCCUCUUUGAUCUUUGUUGGCACUCCUCAACCAACAGCUCGAACCCCAUCAGUUGUGGAUGUUGUGCAAGUGCCGCAGAUCCUGGUGAUCUCAUCAUUCAUCAUGAUCACUGCCAUUGCCCCGCCGCAAAUUCAUUGGACUGUCUGGCAACACGCGAGCAACCGCGGUCGCACACCAGCACAGAUACUCAUCGGAAGGAUGGAACUGAACACGCUAAACAGGUCUCUGUCGAAUGCUCGCGUCCUGUUCCCGACUCACGGAAACACUGCGUCCCACGCACGAGUGCCUGUCUCACAACGCUUCUCUUCCACCCUCAUCGCUGAGCCCGAGGGUACAAACGCGCUCUGAAUCUGUGGUAACCAUCCGGUCUCUCCACGCUCGCGAUGACGUGUUAUCCGUCUCCCUCAAGUUUCUCCAUCUUACGAGCCGCGUCCGGCGUCCCUCCGUCACUCCCCUCGAAUCACUAUCGAAUGUGGUGCUUCUGAGCACACGAGCCGGCCCGCGGGCCUCCUGCGACAGCGAUCUGACUACCAACGGGGCACUCUACUCCGAUGACCAUCUCUCCGAGAGCCUAACCAACACAUUCAGCCCCUGUGUGGAGUACGCGCCCCACCCUUACGCACCCUGUCCGGUUUUUCAUAUGUCACACUCGCCCGAUAUUAUAUCUGGCGCACACACCUCCCUUCACCGUCUCCCAUCAUGUCCAGCACCCCUCCAGCCCUCCUUGAGCUCCCCCAUUCCAACCACAGCAGGGUCCGCGCGGAGGCGCCGACGUCCGAGCCUGCUGCGCGCUCGGAGGAAUCGCAGGACCUGGGCGCCGCUGCUCCUGCGUCCCCGCCGUACAAGGCGCACGCCAGCCAGCCCAACCUGUUCGUGCCCGCGUCGUCGCCUACGCCGAGCUACCGCUCCGUCAACGAGCCCGACUUCUCUGCGAAGGGGAAGAGCAAGGCGGCUGGUCCUCCCGAUCAGGGACCCGAAGACGACGACGAUGCGGUUUCCAACGCCGACACUGACGGCGAUGACGAUGACGGAGAUUAUGAUUGGUCGGAUGAAGAGGACCUGGUCGAUGUGGAGGCCAAAUUCGAGGAGAGGAUGGGCGCCCAUAAACAGACGACGGGGUGGGGUGUGAAAAGGAUAUUCACGCUGCUUUUCUCAUCCCUGAUCGGCUCGACGUUCCUCGCCGCCCUCCUCGUCGCGCCGGCCGUCCUGCUCGUAUUCUUCUGGUACAAGCGCGAUGAGACGGCGUACCGGCACCGUGUCACCGUCAACGUCGAGGCGUGGCUCUUCUGGGCUGCAGCCAAUCUGCUCGUCUCUUGGACGCUGGCUAUGAUCAUCGACGUCAUACCCUCGCUCGCCAGGUUCCUGCUCAAUGCGUUCUGGGGUCACGUGCCCGCAUACAUCGAAUCGCGGAUCGAGAUAUACAACCACACGAAAAACGCGGUCAAGCCGAUUUUCUACGCGGCGAGCGGCUGGGUAUCCUGGAUCAUCAUAUUCGACCACAUCUUCCACCUGCACCCGGGCACUGAUUCCCAGCAUGCCAAUCACGAGGUGUACACCGACACUCUGUACCAAGUGGUCGAGUUUUUCUUCUUCCUCACGCUCGUGCUCAGCCUGCAGCGGCUGCUCUCGCUGCUCAUCGCAUUCGCGUUCCACCGCAGGGCCUUCCAGGAGCGCAUCGAUGCCGUGCACGAGACCCUCCGCGUCGUCGAGCAGCUGCGCGCCUAUGCGCCGAAGCAGCUCCGCGCGGGGAAUCUGGCGGCGCAAUUCUGGAGUGGGUUUACCACGCCUGUUCUGGACAGGGAUGGCUUCGGCUUCGCACCCAAGCGCUUUGCACCCAGUCGGCAGCAGUCCGCCGGCUCCGUGGUGGAUGACCACCGAUAUCCGCCGACCCGGGGCGAUCCCGAUGCCACUCUGGUGGGGACGGCGGCCAAGGCUCUCAAAGACGUCGUGCUACAUGACGCAAGGAACAUCAAGGGGGAAGAUGAGGCCGGUUAUCUGCAGCUCAACUCGCCGUCCGAAGCCAAGCGACUGGCGCGUACCAUCUUCACCGCCCUCAAACACCCGUCGCGCAACUACCUGCUCCCGCGCGACUUCGAGCCGGCUUUCGGCGGCAGCGCACGCGCCGCGGACGCCGCGUUCCGCGUGUUCGACGCGGACAACAACGGGGACCUCUCGCGCGCGGAGGUGAAGACGACGCUGCUCAAAGUGUGCAAGGAGCGGCGGGCGCUCGCGCGGUCGAUGCAGGACGUCGGGGAGGCGAUGGCGACGCUCGACCAGCUGCUGCUGCUCGGCGCGCUGGGCGUGCAGUUCUUCCUCAGCCUGGGCAUCUUUGGCGUCGACAUCGCGUCCAGCCUGUCGAGCAUCUACACGCUGGGCAUCGGCGCGAGCUUCGUCUUCCGCGCGGCUGCGAGCGGCGCGUUCGACGCGAUCGUGUUCCUGUUCAUCACGCAUCCGUUCGACACGGGCGAUCGGUGCAUCGUCGACAACGAGGUCGUCGUCGUCAAGAAGAUGACUUUGUUUGCGACGGUCUUCCAGCGCGCUGACGGCGUCGAAUCGUACUACUUCAACAGUCUGCUGGCCAACAAGUUCAUUGUCAACGUCCGGCGGUCUGGGAAAACAUACGAGAAUCUGACGAUGCAGGUGGCCUGGCGCACUCCGCUGGCGAAACUCGACGCACUGGAGGCUGCGGUCAACCGCUGGCUGUCGACCGAGGAAAACCGGUGGUUCGUCCCGAGCACGGGGGUGACGCUGCAGACCAUCUCGUUCCAGCGCUACAUCGAGUUCACCAUGGGGAUCGGGCACAACGGGACCUGGCAGGACUGGGGCCUGCGAAACGCGCGCAAGACGGCCUUCCACGCGGCUGUGCAGCACUACUGCCGCGAGCUCGGCAUCGAAUUCUAUCACUCGCCGCAGCCCGUCGUGUGGGGUGAUCCGAAUCUCUCGCUGCCGCCCUACGAUGCUGAUGCCGGAUCCGGGCCCCCCGUCCCAGAGCCAGAGGCAGGUGUCGCGAAAUCCACGACGAGCAGUAUGCUCGGAUUCUCGCCGCCUGCUUCGGCUUCGAGCGGACGGGCGCGCGCGCGCAAGCACGGGAAGAAGGCGGCGAUGAGGGCUGCAGGCGCUGACGGCUAGGCGAGUGGCGGACAGGACAGGACAGGACAGGACGGAUUCGUCCGGCUAUCAUUAUUCCCGUGUAAUUGUGGACGAGGCCUCUAAUCGCCGUUGUCCCGCAGGCCAGAAGCAUUUACAUAUCGAAGCAACUUGAAGGAGGGUGCACGAUGCAAACGAAACAGAUGCGGCGUUCGUACGUUGCCAGACACGAAACCCGGUGACAGAUACAUAGCUGUGCCCAGACACGAUUUUGAAGGGGGGGUGAGAUGAUGUGCCCCAGAAUGUGGUUGCGAUUCCACGUCGGGAAACCGAGACCGUGCUGCGCACUGUCCAGUUCUGUCGCCUCCGCCCAGUGCCGAGUGAUGGCUGGCCCUCUGAAUCACAAUUUGAGGCUGCAGAUCAACACACCGAUCAGCCCCUGUAGCCUUUAAUGAAUGAAUGAAUGAAUGAAUGGAUGUGGGUAAACAUCACUGCGGAGCGCUGGCUGAAUUCGCACCCUGCUGCGUAGUGGUAGGACUGGCACAGCACCGGAUCGGAUGGACGGAUGCGACGCGCUGGUCAUCAAAGCACAGUCACCUUCCGAGGGUCGAUAUAACGCGUUCUAUGUAGUACGGUAGGCCCUCGUCCUCACGUUUCUCCUCUCCUCCCCUUCGAUUCCUCUUCUCUCCAACUCCCCCUGAUCGCCAUGGCCUCUCUGUACUCAGUGCUUAUCCGGGAUCUUGCCAACGCGACGACGCAGCAGCAGCAGCAGCCGCCGUUCAACGAGACCACCCAGCAGCUCAACCUCGACCAGUACGGGUACAUCCCCACCAAAGCCGUCACGGUCAUCUUCGUCGCGUUGUACGCGAUCAGUGCCAUCGUGCAUCUGGGCCAGGCAGUCAAGUUCCGCAUGUGGUGGCUGCUGCCCACCGCCGUGCUCUGCGGCAUCGGCGAGAUCAUCGGGUGGAGCGGCCGGCUCUGGUCGUCCAUCUCGCCCCAGCUCGGCACGCCGUUCCUGAUCCA
Mycena citricolor is the source of this 4257-nucleotide messenger RNA. The record is from the annotation of a GenBank genome assembly. NCBI's taxonomy places the organism in Eukaryota, Fungi, Basidiomycota, Agaricomycetes, Agaricales, Mycenaceae.